AUGGCGCGCUGCACCGCGCGCCGCACCGACGCGGUGUCCGGCUUCCGCCUGGCCGCUGCGGCUCUGGGCGCACUGCUUUUCUGGCACGCGCCCAGCCUGGCACUGUCCACGCCCUUCCGCCUGACCACGGGCAGCCUCGGCUUCGUGGCCCUGUCCGCCCUCAUCCUCCUCUUCGUGCUGUACAGGGCCUUCCCGCACAAGAAGCGACUGUUCGCGGCGGCGACCCUGCUGGGCAGUACCUUCCUGGGCGCCAUGCGGUACCUCCUGGGCACCUGGGUGCCCUCCCUGCGCUCGCUGGCCACCAACCCGCUGGUGCUGGCCUACCUGGCCCUCUCCGCCGUCGCCGGCCUCGUCGUCACCUACUGGUUCAACGACACCUCCUCCGUCAAGGUCAACACGAUCUUGAGGGUGGCGCUGCAGGUGGCGGGCCUGGGCGCGGUGGCGGCCAGCGCCAGUCUUCCGGAAGGCGCUGCCGCGCUGGCGGCAGGCCUGAUCGCCGCCCGCCUUCUGAGCCGCGCGCCGCUGGCCUGGCUGCGCAACGCGCGGCGCAUCGGCGCAGGGGCCGUGCCGCGGCUGGUCAAGUACCCGGCGGCGCGUCGCGCGUCCCUGACCGCAAGCGGGCGGCAUGUGCGUGGCCCGGCCUCCCCCGUCUACUGGGAGCGGGGCUCCUCAGGCCCCACCUGCCGCUGA
Molecule: messenger RNA, 690 nt
Organism: Auxenochlorella protothecoides
Lineage: Eukaryota; Viridiplantae; Chlorophyta; Trebouxiophyceae; Chlorellales; Chlorellaceae
Exons: 4
Coding region: 1-690 (229 amino acids)
Source: RefSeq, a predicted model, not a curated record